Argiope bruennichi is the source of this 9425-nucleotide messenger RNA. RefSeq lists its product as uncharacterized. The record is from RefSeq and is a predicted model, not a curated record. Gene Ontology annotation, cellular component: cytosol. Lineage: Eukaryota; Metazoa; Arthropoda; Arachnida; Araneae; Araneidae. Gene Ontology annotation, molecular function: ribonucleoside-diphosphate reductase activity, thioredoxin disulfide as acceptor. The transcript has 3 exons. The coding region runs from base 3653 to 5056 and encodes 467 amino acids. Gene Ontology annotation, biological process: deoxyribonucleotide biosynthetic process.
CAUAUAAAAAGUGCCUUUCAAAAUAGUUGAAAUAUUCAACUAAAUGAAUUUUUUUUAUCUCAUUUCAGAAUUAAAAAUUUAGAAUAACAUUAUAAUUACAACAAAUGUCUCUAGAUUAUAAAAAGAAAUAAGUAAAAUUUUAUCUGUAUACGGAGGAACAUUGUUAACUCAUAUAUUUAAACCGAAGCGAUUAAAUUCAUCUAGAAUUGUUUUUAUAACUUUACAAGUUCAUUUUUCACCGAAAGGAAAUUGAUAGAAGGGAAAAAACGUUACGAUCAAGAAUAAAAUCAUGAAAAACAAUGAGUGAGAGAAGCAUUGCUGGCUCAUUCGAUUGAACCGCGGCGAUUAAAAUGAGCGAGCAAUGUUUUUGCAAGGUUAUAAGUUCUAUUCCCACUCAAAAAAAAGAGGCACAACAACUAAAAGAACCUUCAGAUAAAUUACAGAUCUGAAAUGAUGCACGCUGCAAAUGAAGUUUGCUGAGAAGAGAGUAUGCAGAUACGAACCUUGGUACCAUUGAAAUCACGGUAGAAAAUGAUCCGUUAAAGCGGGUGUAUUCAGGUCGGGAGGAAAGGUUAAGUACAAGUUUGCGAAGAAGAGGAAAUGCGCGUUCCAUUUUUUUUUCCAAGGUGAAAAAAAAGCAUUUGUUUAUAAUGGGGGACAUCUGAAGAAAAAAAGAAUAUAAAGAAAUUUAUCGAUCGAAAUCGUCAUUUAGUCACCCAGUAUACACGGGAAAUGGAUGGAAAAAAGUUGAGCUUGUUUGUUUUAAUAAUUCUAGCUACAGCAGAAUUAAUUUUUAUAAUAUCAAACCACCUUGAGACGACUGACAACGAAAUUAAAAUUAAUAAUAAAACGUGCUUUCGUUCGAUACAUAUAGGAAGGAAAUUAUUUUAUCAUGAAUGUUUAAAACAGGGUGCAAAUAUUCAUGACAUACGAUAUUUUUUUAACGUAAAUUCAACAUAUUUAUCAGCAAGCUUUUUAGGAGUUCAAAUGACUGAGAAAGAAUUUCAGAAAGUAUGUGAACAAUGUUCAAAUUGAAACAUCCUUCGUGUUUACUAUGUGUAGGAGCAUCGCAGUCGGGUAAAACCUCAUUGGUGCGACAAAUGAUUGCACAUAAAGCAUAUGAUUUUGAAUUUAAAAAUAUUAUCUGGUGCUAUAAAGUUUUUCAGCCAUGGUUUGCUAAAGAAAAAGAAAUGAAAUUUGUUCAAGGUUUUCCAGAAAAAGUCGAAAGCGGAAAUCUAUAUGUAUUUGAUGAUCAGAUGGAUCAACUUUGCCAAGAUUAUGCGGAAUUGUUCACUAUUACAGCACACCAUUCUAGAAUCAGUGUGAUUCUGAUUUUGCAGAAUCUAUUUCCCCGAAAUAAAGUGAUGCGAGACAUAAGUCUGAAUGCACAAUAUGUAAUAUUAUUUAAAAACAAUCGUGACGUGGGACAAAUCCAGUGUUUCGCAAGACAAGUAUACGGAAAUAAGGCAGCAUAUUUUAUGGAUGCUUACAAAAAGAGCACGCAAGGCAAUUUUAACUAUUUGUUGGUGGACCUACACCCGAGAACGGAUGAAAAAUUUAGGCUCAGAGAGAGCGUGUUCCCUGAUUCCAAUGGAUUUUAUUGGAUAUAUUUACCGAUAAAAUGAAGAAUAUAAAGAAGCAUUAUCACUUACUGAAACUACUACUCAGCGCAUCUCCAGCACAAAAAAGAGCAAUAAUACGGACUGCUAACAAAAGUCAGUUACAUUGCUUAUGCGAAAUUUGUGUAAACGUCUUAGGUGGUAAUUUAUCGGUGAGCGUAAAGAAAUUACGUAAAUAUAAAACGGCUAUAAGAAAAAUUGUUAAUAAAAAAUUAUCUUUAGAAAAAAAGAGAAAAGAAUUAAUUAACCAAACGGGAGGCUUCCUACCCCUCAUUCUUCCCGCAGUUCUAUCUGCGUUAGUAGGCCUUGCCGGAAAAGCAAUAGGAAGCUGAAUUUAAUAUUCGCAGCAAUGUCUCGGAGAAUGGCUCUCGUUCCUGAAGAUUUAGCAGCAACUUACUUUUCGAAAACAUCAGAUACCGGAGUACAUGGUAUUGAAAACCAAAUAUUAAACCUUCUUCAUGAGUCAAACUAUUCGGAUGAUGCAAAAGCAAAACUGUUGAGCCAACUGCUUUUAAAAUAUCAGCAUGCUAUAAAUGUGCCUAAACCACCGAUACGUGUAACUAUUGAAGACUCUAAGGAACAAGUUCAAGAAUCGCCUAAAAGUAACUCAGUGGAAGAUCCUAUAUUACGUGAUAUCAUACUUUCAGUUCCUGCGAACUUCCAAAAAUUUAUUUCGCCUAUUGCUGAAAAAUUGAAUACACGCAGCUAUGCUUGGAAUGAAUAUGGUGAAUUGAUGAAAGAUAACGAAAUCGUUAAAAACACAAACGUUAUUGACUUAUUUUCAUAUUUAAUGAGAAAUGUAAAGAAAGGUUAUGAACCACAUGGUUUUUCAGUGUUUUGGAGGGGUAUUAAAGAGAUAAAAAUACCAACACGUUGGAUUGGCAACCAGAAGCUAGUAGAAAAUUUCGGGUUUGACACAGACGCAGGCGAGAUCCAAAACGAAAUUAAUCUGAAAUCUCCAGAUUCAAAAGCAAAGAAGAAGAAGCAAAACUCGAAAAGAAAAUGGAAAGAAUAUUAGAAGCAGCAUAUUACGAUUUCGCAAACCCUGCAUCAUUUGGCGGAAUAAAGAAACUAUCAGCAAUCUCUAAAGUUCCAUAUGAGAAAGCUAAACGCUGGUUAAUGACCCAAGAUACUUAUUCGUUACAUAAACCAGUUCGGUAUAAAUUUUCUCGGAUGUCGACGCUUUCAUAUGGUAUAAAUGAUUUAUGGCAAUGCGAUCUUGUGGAUUUACAGCAUUUAGCAGAACAUAAUAAUGGGUUUAAGUAUUUACUCACCGUAAUUGAUGUAUUUUCGAAGUAUGCCUAUGUUAUACCUCUUAAAAGCAAAACUUCUGUGGCUGUAAAAAAUGCUUUUGAAAAAUUGUUACAGCAGGUUAAGCCUAAACACAUUCAAAGCGAUAAGGGCAAGGAAUUUUACAAUACGCAACUUCAGUCAUUGUUUAAGAGGUACAACAUUAACCACUAUUCAGCUGAAGGUGAUCAUAAAGCUAGUGUUAUUGAGAGGUUCAACAGAACUUUAAAAAACAAAAUGUUCAGGGUAUUCACAUAUAGAAAAUCUUAUAGAUAUGAUGAUGUGCUACAGUCACUAGUAAAGUCGUAUAAUGACAGUGAACAUCGUAGCAUUGGCAUGGCACCUUCAAAAGUCACUCGUGAUUUUGAACCACAUAUCUUCAAAAAAUUAUAUGGUUACACAUUGAAGAACUCGCGAGUGAUUUUGAAUAAGGGAGAUUUAGUAAGAAUAUCGAAAGCGAAUAAAUCGUUCAGACGAGGAUAUUUACCAGGGUGGAGCGAUGAGGUGUUUAUGGUGUCAAAAGUAUAUCCCUCUUAUCCAACUACAUUCGAGCUUCAAGACCUUAAAUCAGAAGCUAUAAAAGGACGAUUUUACGCAGAAGAACUCCAGAAAAUAUUGAAACGCCCUGAGGAUUAUUGGCAUAUAGAAAAGGUGCUUAAAACAAAGGGCAAAGGUACGAAGAAAGAAUAUUACGUGAAGUGGAAAGGCUUUGAUAAUCGGUUCAACUCGUGGGUAAAAGCAGCAUGGAUGAAGUGAACGAUUUUUACAUUACGCUUCCCAGCAACUCUAGCAUGGAUUACUUUCCAAAAAAUACGCAAGCAUCAUUCAGAACGAAAUUAUCUCGUCCAAUAAUACUAACUGGUGAAUGGGAAGUUGGUUUAUCAGAAAUAUUCGUUCCUCGAACCUGGUUCAACAUCGGAAAUCAUAAUAAUAAAUAUUCGAUAACUUACGAGGAAACAAAAUUGGUGGAAAAGGAUUUUCUGGAGUACUCAAUCAGAAUAAAAAUUGAACAGGGAACUUCUGAUGAGGAUAUAAUCGAUAACAUUAACCAAAGUAUUGAAGCAAUAUGUGGACAUUUCGUCUCUUUCGAAUUGGAUCACAAGAAUAUGAAUAUACUUAUUGCUCCGAAUUAUGAACUACACUUGACAGCUGCUGAUUCACCAAGAUUGUUAACUAUGUUAAACUUACCUAGAGAGGAUAGAGUUAUAAAAACAUCGGAAAGUUUUAUGUACAGAAAACCAUCAAAGACAAACAAAGACAAUAUUUUCAAAAUUAUCGCUCGAAAUAUGAAAAGGCAUUUUAUAAUUCGCGUCACCAGGUUUAAUCAUAAGUAUACUGAUAUGGACAACAUACAUCACGAACUCUUUCAGCAUAUAAAUCAUAAUCUAAUGCAGACUGGUAUAGGAGGUGCAGCGGAUUUUAUAUUCGACUUUAAAGAAGAUAAAGUAGAAAUAACGGUUCAAAAGAAUGUUGAACUCGAGUUUAGGUUAUUAUAUGCCCCGUUGUUUAUGCGAAUGUUGGGCAUGACGAAAGAUAUUGUUUUAACGGGUAGAACGUUACAUGUUUUGCAAAAAAUUGAAAGGCCUCCUAUGAACGAAUACUUCCGCGUGAGCAUUACGGAUAAACCAACAAUUCCUGUGAAAAUUAAAAAAACAGAGGAUAUGGAACUACAAGUCGGAUUUUAUAAAAACUCAGAGCAGUUGUUUGGAUCUUUUAAACACCUUGCUUUUAAUCAUUUAGCGAACAAUAAGAUCAAAAUUCAUAUACCAGAAAAUUCAACUCUGACUUUACAAGAAGGAUUAAGAGAUCUUUUAGGUUUCAAAGAAUCCACAUUAAAUGGCGGAACUCAUAUAUCUGACUAUCAAUUGGAGUUAGAUGGAGGAAUCACCGAAAUUUAUGUCUAUAGUGAUAUCAUAGAAUCGCACUUUGUAGGGGAUACAAUUGCUCCUUUACUCCGUAUUAUUCCUGUUAUGUCGAAAAAAGAAGACCAAAUAGUAAUAAAUUAUCAAAGACCGCUGUAUUUUCCUUUGCGCAAAAAUUAUAUCGAUUGCAUAGAAAUCGAAUUGAGAAGUAGCUCUGGAGAUGGUAUAAUUUUUACCAGUGGGAAAUCACUCUUGGUUCUCUCCUUCCGUCGCAGAACACUAUAAAACUAUUACUUAUUUUGUGAUGAAUCAUUUUAAAUCCGAUCGUGAAAGAGAAUGCAUUUGGAUCAAAAAGCUUGUGAAGAUUAUUACUGCUCGCAAGUGCAGGCUGGCGGUGGACCAUAUUUUCAGGGUGUUGGCCACCAAAGAGGAUAUGGAAUGUUUUCAAAUUUAUUUCGAUUUAUUUCUCCCAUAGCACUGAAAGCUGGAAAGUAUUUAGGAAAACACCUUCUAAGCGCAGGUUCAAAAGUAAUGUCAGAUGUUGCUUCAGGUUCAUCUCUUAAAGACUCGGCAAGAUCGCGAUUUCGCGAAACAUCAAAACAAAUAAAAGACGACAUUAUUCAUAAAAUUCAGAGCGGUUCGGGUAUAAAAAGAAAGAAAUUCCAGAAGAAAAAUCAUUCGCAACGUGUCAAGCGGAGCCGAAAGAAAUUAAAGAAAGCAGACAUAUUUUCAUAAUGGAUUCCCGAGCGUGUGCUUGCUUGCAGAGUGAAUUAGACCUUUUUAACGUGAAUCCUGUACAAUUAUCAACAGAAGACAGCUCAUUCACUGAGAUUUUUCCUGUUGCAUCUCUGAAUGAAAAGACGCCAAUUGAAUUUUACGUAAGCGGAAGUGGUGAACAUUAUCUGGACUUAUCCCAUACACUUUUGCAUCUACAAGUGAAAAUUAAAAAGAGAAAUGGAGCAGUAAUUGGAACGCCUGAUCAAGUGGCUCCUAUCAAUUAUCUCCUUAAUACGAUAUUUUCUGAAUGUUCAGUUACAUUAAAUGACAAGCAGGUUUCUUCGCAAGCUAACUACGCAUAUAGAUGUAUUUUCGAUGCUUUGCUUUCACCUCGAGCUGUUCAAGAAUCAAUGCUAACAUCGGGUCUUUUCUACAAAGACGCUGCUUCUAAGCAUGAAUCAGUAGAACUAGCUAAUGUUGGUGAUAAUGCAAAUUCCGGUUACCAAACUAGAUAUAACAUCUGCAAAGAUAGUAAACUUAUAGAUAUGAUAGGUCCAUUACAUUUCGAUCUAGGCAAUCAGAGCAAAUGUCUUAUAAAUUCGGUGAAUCUUCGGAUCAAAUUAGAAAGAAAUAAGGAUUCUUUUGCUCUGAUGUCAGCCACGCAAGAUUUUAAAGUAGUUAUAUAUCAUGCAUCAUUAUUUGUUAGGAAAAUUAAAGUCGCUCCCUCAGUCGUGAUUGCCCAUGAAUUAGCUUUAAGCAAGGGAGUUAUAAAAAUGCCUAUUCGCAGAACAGAAGUGAAAUCAUUCGCACUUUCUUCAGGAAUGCAAUCAAUAACUAUCCCUAAUGCGUUCAUUGGACAAUUACCGACACGACUUAUAAUGGGUAUGGUAUCUAAUGCUGCAUUUAAUGGGGAUUUUUCAAAAAAUCCAUUCAAUUUCAAGCAUUAUGAUUUAUCAUAUCUUUGUAUAUUAGAUGGCAAUCGUAUGAUUCCGUCAAAGCCCUUUCAACCAAAAUUUGAUAAUUCUAACAGUUACAGCAGAUGUUAUAUGAGUCUAUUUACUGAUUUGGGUAGAUAUCAUAAAGAUCAAGACAUUAAUAUAAGUUACACUGAAUAUAAAGAUGGGUAUACGCUGUUCGCUGUAGAUUUGACGCCCGAUCUCAACGCGGACGGAAUGCAUGAAAGUAUUUCACGCAAUGGUAAUUUAACUAUUGAUAUAAAAUUCAGCAAAGCAUUAUCUGAAACUGUAAAUUUAAUAGUUUUUUCAGAGUAUCGAAAUACUAUAGAAAUCGACAAAAGUCGCAGUAUUUUUUCAGAUUUUUGAAAAUGGAUAGCACAACUUUGUGCAGACUUGCAUGCAGCGACUUCCGUCUACGUUCUAAAUUUGGAGGUGUAUACGCUUCAGAUGAAUUGCCUAAGACAAUAGAUAGUUAUUCAUGUUUUAUUGUAAAUUUAGAUCCUAAAACAAAACCGGGAAGUCAUUGGGUUGCAAUAGCAUUUCGGAAUAAUAAAUGUUACUAUUUUUGUAGUUACGCUUCUGUGCCGAAUAACAAAUAUAUUUUAAAGUUCAUAGAAAAUAACGCUGCAAAUUUUGCUUGGAACAAAUGUAGAUAUCAAAGCUUAGUGUCGUAUACUUGUGGUCAUUUUUGCCUUCAUUUCUUGUACAAUUUUGUGAGAAAGCAAACUUUGUCACCUCUAGAUUCUAAUAAAAUUGAAAAUAACGAGAAGUUUAUUAAAAAAUUUGUAGCUAGCAAAUUUCGUUUACAAAAUUGCUGCUUUUCUCCAUAUUCAAAUCAAAUUUGUGAAGCUCGUGAUUUCAGAAAUAGAUGUCUUUAGACAUGUUUCAACAGAAUAUAAUUAUAUAUGCUCUCUCUAUAAGCUCUCUAUAUAAAUUUAACAUAUUUUUUUGGAGGUCACUUUUCAUACAGAGCAUAUAAAAGAGAUACACUAACUGGGGAAUUCUCAUUGUGCUUCAACUGAUUCAGCAGAAACGAUGACUUCCGAACUGAGAUAUGGCUUUAUGUACUUGAAGCGUACUGGAUCAGCUUAUAUGAUUCAUUGCUUCACCGAUUCCCUUUACGAAAAUAUGAUAUCCUGUGUUCAAGCUGCGAACUCCUAUCAAAUGGAUACAGUUGAUUCAGACUGCAGAUUGAAGAUUGCCUAUUUCAAGGUUCUCAACAAUAAUGAUAUUGUCAGAGAACUCCAUAACGGUUCUGCUAUGAAUUAUCGACAGACAUUUGAUUGUAAAACGUAAUACAAAGCGAACUUCGGCGAAUCAAUUACUCAUGAUUCAAAGAUCUGCAAUGGAAUUGUGGACAACUUCAAAGAAAAUAAAUGUAAAUACUAAACUAUACAGCUAAGAUACUGAGAAUAGCUCAGCAUUGUAAACUCUAUAUAAAAUUGUAAUACUAAGCAGCACUAACUGUCAUUUAAUGUAACAUCAUCAAUGAAUCGAUGUUCUACAUGCAUAAGCAACACGAAGAAACUGAUUGUACCACUCGAUGUAAUAUUUUAACAAUCCCUGAAUAAAAAUAUAAUUUAACUGUAUAAUUGCGUCUGUCUUAUUUUGCUUCGCUACAUCAAUAUGUUUUUUGUAAUAUCCUAUAUCACCGUAAAAUUACGUUGUUUUAUUCUCAAGGUGGUGAAAGUGGGUUAAGGUAGGAAAAUGCACAUAAAGUUAUUUUAAAAUUACUUUAAGGUCACCAGUUCAGGGAGAACAAGGCGUUCCUGGGAAAUUCUACAGAUAAUAAACAAUUAUUCCAUUGCCACUUACAUAAACAGGGGUAUAAAUAUAAGCUACAUCAGCCUUUGUACAUAUACUACCGAUCUUGUUGAAGACUUCAUCUUCAUCUCUGUCUCCGUCUUCCUCAGAGUGCGUGUAUCUAAGUACUACUCAGCUAUCAUGGACAGUCACAAAGCGAGCGUCAUUUUCACACUUCCUAAUAGGCUUAACUGAUAGCGAUUCAGACGGCGAGCAGUUAUUUCCCCUUCCUUCCAAGGAAAAGCAUACAAGCGCUAAAAGAAAAUCAAACGAUGAGAAAAAAGAGGAGUCCACCAAAAGAGCAAAGAAUUUCGAGUAUAAUUUUUCUGAUCCGACAGAAGAGAAAAAGCUCAUACCCCCAAUAAGCGCUUACCUAGGAAAAGGGAUUAACAUCAGCAUCAAGGAAUACAGAAAGUCCUAUUAUCUUGCUUUCCAAAAGAAUGUUGGAGAUGAAACAAAGAACAGAUUCAACAUGAAUCUUGACCAAUUGGGAGCUUUAAAAAAAGCUAUAAAUGUGUUUGCAGAACAUAUAAAGAAAAAUUGACAUUCACGAGUUAAAUGAAAAUUUUGUAAAAAAAUUGAACUAACUUGACAAUUUUCCCUAUAUUCAUCUUCUUAGAAUGUCGUUUAAUAGAAUAGAAUCAAGUUUUAGAGGUUAUAUUUCAGCUUACCGACACUCUCCGAUACACUCUGAUCCCUACAACUUAUAUAACGAAAUUCGAGAAAACAUUUUCUUACUCUUAUUAGAGCAAAACCUACCUUUCCGUCUUUUAAUAUGCAUAAGCAUUGAAUUUAUUAAAGAUACUCAUCCUGACAAUUUACUGCAAAACGCUUACUUCUGUUCAUUUGCUGAACGCAUAAUAUCAUAUAACCAAGUAAAAAGUAAAGUUAAAAGCUUUUUUCAGAAAAUAUUCAAUUCCAUUGAAACAUAUAUCCAAAACGGUAGUGGUUGGGUUAUUAAUAAAAUUAACUUUUUAGAUGUUAAUAUCGGACAGUACAGAGAACCGCGGGGAGGUUGCGGUAAUAUAAAAUUACCUGACUGUUUAAAAAAAAAAAGAACUCUUCUAAAUAUACGUUGCGAUGAUCACAAAUGCUUCAUAUAUAGUUGCUUAGCUCAUCUCUUUCCUCCUGAAAAAAAUUCUAAUGCUCCAAGCAGUUACCAAAAUAAACUAAAAUAC